Messenger RNA from Elephantulus edwardii (Cape elephant shrew), 2061 nucleotides. It is a transcript of the gene THRAP3, whose product is annotated as thyroid hormone receptor associated protein 3. The record is from RefSeq and is a predicted model, not a curated record. The transcript is spliced from 10 exons. NCBI's taxonomy places the organism in Eukaryota, Metazoa, Chordata, Mammalia, Macroscelidea, Macroscelididae. Gene Ontology annotation, biological process: positive regulation of transcription by RNA polymerase II; mRNA processing. Gene Ontology annotation, molecular function: transcription coregulator activity; mRNA binding; DNA binding. Gene Ontology annotation, cellular component: exon-exon junction complex; mediator complex. The coding region runs from base 1 to 2061 and encodes 686 amino acids.
AUGUCAAAAACAAAUAAAUCCAAGUCUGGAUCUCGCUCUUCUCGUUCAAGAUCUGGAUCAAGAUCUCGUUCUCGUUCAUUUUCAAAGUCAAGAUCCCGAAGUCGAUCUGUAUCUCGUUCAAGGAAGCGCAGACUAAGUAAGAGUCCACCAGGCACUGGCUCCACAUAUGGCUCAUCUCAGAAGGAAGAGACUGCUGCUUCUGGAGGAGCAGCCUAUACAAAGAGGUAUCUAGAUGAGCAGAAGACAGAGAAUGGAAAAGAUAAGGAACAGAAACAAACAAAUACUGAUAAAGAGAAAAUUAAAGAAAAGGGGAGCUUCUCUGAUACAGGCUUGGGUGAUGGGAAAAUGAAAUCUGAUCCAUUUGCUCCCAAAACUGAUGUUGAAAAGCCUUUCCGGGGCAGCCAGUCUCCCAAAAGGUAUAAGCUUCGAGAUGACUUUGAGAAGAAGAUGGCUGACUUCCACAAAGAUGAGCUGGAUGACCAAGACAAGGACAAAGCUAAGGGAAGGAAGGAAUCAGAAUUUGAUGAUGAGCCCAAAUUUAUGUCAAAAGUCAUAUCAGGUGCAAAUAAAAACCAGGAGGAGGAAAAGUCAGGCAAAUGGGAAGGCCUGGUGUAUGCACCUCCAGGAAAAGAGAAACAGAGGAAAACGGAGGAGCUAGAGGAGGAUUCUUUCUCAGAGAGAUCCAAAAAGGAGGAUCGGGGAGGGACCAAGAGAACCGAGAGUGGGCACAGAGGUUUUGUGCCUGAAAAGAAUUUCCGGGUAACCGCAUACAAAGCAGUUCAUGAGAAAAGUUCAUCACCUCCCCCGAGAAAGACCUCUGAGAGCCGAGACAAGCUGGGAGGAAAAGGAGACUUUUCCACAGGGAAGUCUUCCUUUUCCGUCACUCGAGAGGCUCAAGUCAAUGUCCGGAUGGACUCUUUUGAUGAGGACCUUGCACGACCCAGUGGAUUACUGGCUCAGGAACGCAAACUUAGUCGGGAUUUAGUCCAUAGCAACAAAAAGGAGCAAGAAUUUCGUUCCAUUUUCCAGCACAUACAGUCUGCUCAGUCUCAGCGUAGCCCAUCAGAACUGUUUGCUCAGCACAUAGUGACCAUUGUUCACCAUGUUAAAGAGCAUCAUUUUGGGUCCUCAGGAAUGACAUUGCAUGAACGUUUUACUAAAUACCUUAAGAGAGGAACUGAACAGGAAGCAGCCAAAAACAAGAAAAGCCCAGAGAUACACAGAAGGAUAGACAUUUCCCCCAGUACAUUCAGAAAACAUGGUUUGGCUCAUGACGAGAUGAAAAGUCCUCGAGAACCAGGCUACAAGACUGAAGGAAAAUACAAAGAUGAUCCUGUUGACCUCCGUCUUGAUAUUGAACGUCGUAAAAAACAUAAAGAGAGAGAUCUUAAACGAGGUAAAUCAAGAGAAUCAGUGGAUUCCCGAGAUUCAAGCCACUCAAGAGAAAGAUCAACUGAGAAAACAGAGAAAACGCACAAAGGAUCAAAGAAACAGAAGAAGCACCGCAGAGCACGAGACAGGUCCAGGUCCUCAUCUUCUUCCUCCCAGUCAUCCCACUCCUAUAAAGCAGAAGAAUACACCGAAGACACAGAGGAGCGAGAGGAAAGCACCACAGGCUUUGACAAAUCAAGACUAGGGACCAAAGAAUUUGUGGAUCCAAGUGAAAGAGGUGGAGGCAGAGCUCGAGGAACCUUUCAAUUUCGAGCCAGAGGGAGAGGCUGGGGCCGAGGUAACUACUCUGGUAACAAUAACAGCAGCAGCAACAGUGAUUUUCAAAAGAGAAACAGAGAAGAAGAGUGGGACCCAGAGUACACACCCAAAAGCAAGAAGUAUUACUUGCAUGAUGAUCGCGAAGGUGAAGGUAGUGAGAAGUGGGUGAGCCGAGGCAGAGGCAGAGGCACCUUUCCACGGGGUCGAGGCCGGUUCAUGUUCCGGAAGUCCAGCACCAGCCCCAAAUGGGCCCAUGACAAGUUCAGUGGAGAGGAAGGGGAAAUUGAAGAUGAUGAGAGUGGGGCAGAGAACCGAGAAGAGAAGGACAGUUUACAGCCCACAACUGAAUAA